Molecule: messenger RNA, 371 nt
Organism: Paramecium primaurelia
Lineage: Eukaryota; Ciliophora; Oligohymenophorea; Peniculida; Parameciidae
Source: the annotation of a GenBank genome assembly
AUGGACAACGAAGAAAAUGAGCAAUAAGAUCUUUCAGUAGGUGUGUUAUAAAUAAUGCAUUUGUUCGCUAUAUAUACCAUUAUAUAUUAAUUUUAAUUCCUAUUUUAUCUUUAGUUUAUAACCAAUUAAAUAAGAAAGAUAUUGGAUUCAGACCCAAAAAGUUAACAAUAUCAAGAGAUUUAUAAGUAUAAAUAUAUUAAAAAUCAUUUAGAGUUAAGCUUGUGAUAUUUGUGCAGUUGGAUUUGAAAGCAGAUAUUAAUAAUAAGAAAGAGGUAAAUAUAGAAAAAUAAUAGUUAUAAAGGUAUGACAAUAAUAUCCUGUUAUGGUUGUUAAUUGAGUUGUCACUUAUAUUGUUAUGGUAUUUCCACUGA